AUGGUACACAAGGGACACAGGAGACACAAUGGACACAGGGGACAGAAGGGACACAAGGGGACACAUAAGACGCAGGUGACACAAUUGGAACAAAGAAACACAAAGGUACACAGGGGACACAAGGGGACAUAGGGAACGCAAGGGAUACAGGGGACAGAAAGGACACAGGGCCUCCAUGGGACACAGGAGACACAAGGGAAACACAAGAGACACAGGGUCUCCAUGGGACACAGGAGACACAAUGGACACAAGGGGGCACAUGGGACGCAGGUGACACGAGGGACACAGGAGACAAGGGACACAAAGGGACAUAGGGGACACAAGGGAUAAAGGAUACAGGAGAGUCAUGGAACAGAGGGACCACAAGGAAGACAGGGGACACAAGGCACACGAGAGGACACAUGGGACACAGGAGUCACAAGGGAGACAAGGGGACAUAAGAGACACAGGGGACACAGAGGACACAAAGGGAUACUGGGGAUACAUCGGACACAGGGGACACAGGAAACUCAAAGAGACACAGGGGACACAAGGGGACACAACGGACA
Porites lobata is the source of this 548-nucleotide messenger RNA. The record is from the annotation of a GenBank genome assembly. Lineage: Eukaryota; Metazoa; Cnidaria; Anthozoa; Scleractinia; Poritidae.